This is a messenger RNA of Aspergillus neoniger CBS 115656, 1711 nucleotides long. Its product is annotated as glycosyltransferase. The transcript has a single exon. Bases 464 to 1666 code for a protein of 400 amino acids. Gene Ontology annotation, molecular function: glycosyltransferase activity. The record is from RefSeq and is a predicted model, not a curated record. Lineage: Eukaryota; Fungi; Ascomycota; Eurotiomycetes; Eurotiales; Aspergillaceae.
CACACACUCAGCCCCAAGUAAGGCCAUGAUUCAAAUAAACAACAUACUCAGAACAGACCAUUCGAAUUUAGCUAAGCGAAGCGAUAUAUGCCGGCAUAAAAUUGCAAUGUCAAUUCGAGAACUCUUAUGUGCGCCACGAGUGGGCACUAGCCCAACGCAGAAGACUUGAUUGGUCUCGGAAGGCCUCACUCACCAUGAGUCAUGUUGCACUCAUUCCAGAUCCUGCACCGCCUCUCCACCGGGUGGGUCGCGGAUAUUCCAGACUCGGCAAAUGUAUAGAUAUCGCAUUUGUAUAAAUGGGGAUGGAAUCCUGCAUGUCGCCGACAAUCAACAACAGUAUCACUUCAAGGACUCCCCACAGAGUGACAGGCCCAGGCAGAAUCCACACAUCAUCCAAGAAUCGAUCACCAAUUGAUCAAUGCCACUAGUACAAACAACCACAUCCUCAGCUCACCACAAUAGAAUGGAAUUUUCCAGCCAACAAUAUCCCGUACCAGCAGGGGUACACAUCAUCCCAGAACAUCUCCUGGACCUCCGUUCCGACACCGAAGUCGACCAUGACCUCCUCCACCCCCAACCCGUGACAGACGAGAAAAACAUCUGGCUCUUCUGGCACAGCGGCUACUCCACCAUGCACCCAUAUACAAAGCGAAACGUGCGCGCAUGGCACCGGCGCUUCUCCAAAGCCGGCUGGGUCGUACGUGUGGUCGACCGUGAACCGUCCUCCCCGCUCAACAUAGCCAACUUCAUCGACAUCAAUGACACGGACAACUUCCCUCGCGCAUUCGCCGAAGGCACCAUCAGCGGUACCUACGCGAAGCAGCACACAUCCGACCUUGUUCGCCUACCUCUACUCCUCAAGUACGGCGGUAUCUACGCCGACGUUGGACUGAUCCAGAUCGGCGACGUGGAUCGACUGUGGCGCGAGACGGUCGGAAACCCGGACUCUCGGUUCGAGGUGCUUUCCUACAAUGCUGGCGAUGCCAACGAGCGCAGCCUUACCAAUUACUUCCUCAUGUCGAGACGCAACAACCCGCUAUUCGAGCGGUGUCAUCGUCUACUGUUGAAGUUGUGGGAAGGAAAGACGUGUACAGAUGGGAUGCAUCGAAGUCCGCUGUUGAAGGAAUUGCCGUUCCUCACUGGAACCGGUAAUUUGACAGAGCAGCAGUGCAGAGAGUUGACGGAUUAUAUUAUCCAGGGACAGGUCAUGACUCUGGUCAUGGGCUUAGUCGAUGAAGAAGAUAACUGGGAUGGACCGAAGUAUGUCGCGGAGCAUGUCUACGGAAUUGAAUUCAUGCAGGGGUCGCAGCUGAUCAAUGACAUGACUGAAUGGGAUGGUCGGAAGGCAUUCGAGCUCAUGUCGUUGCCGCUGCCCAAGGAAGGCGAGGAGGAAACCGCAGAGCAGAAGCGGGCGAGGGAAAUCGUCGAGGCUUGUCUGACGAAGAGUUUUGGGUUUAAGCUCGCUCACGGAUACAUCCUGGAGGUGAUGAAUGUGACACUGGGGUCGUUGUGGAGGGAGAAUGAGGGAUCAGACAAUGUGCCCGGGACGUAUGCGCAUUGGCUCCGGCAUGCAAUCGUGCAUUGGAGUCAGGAUGCACUUCCACCGACACAGGAGUACACUGUGCUUGAGCCGAUUAAGAGGGGACCACUAUUGCGGGAAGAGUAGAUAGACACCAUGAUACCAGUAUAGAUAGCAUCCACUAGACACACA